CUGCGCUCUGCCAGCUCACGGGCAUUAGCGCCCGUUCACGCGCCGCUGCCAUGUGUGCCCCAGCCGCGCCAGCGCCACAGUUGCUGCUCCUAGCGUUGAACGCGCUGCUGUGGCCCGCAGCUGGCGCCUGGGAGCUCACGAUCCUGCACACCAACGAUAUGCACAGCCGGCUGGAGCAGACCAGCGAGGACUCCACCAAAUGCAACAACGCCAGCCUCUGCGUGGGCGGCGUGGCGCGGCUCUUUACCAAGGUAGAGCAGAUCCGCCGAGCGGAAUCCAACGUUCUGCUGUUGGACGCUGGCGACCAAUACCAGGGCACCAUCUGGUUCACCGUGUACAAAGGCACCGAGGUGGCGCACUUCAUGAACGCCCUGCGCUACGAUGCCAUGGCACUGGGAAACCACGAAUUUGAUAAUGGUGUCGAAGGACUGAUUGAUCCACUUCUCAAAAAGGCCAAAUUUCCAAUUCUGAGUGCAAACAUUAAGGCAAAGGGGUCACUUGCAUCUCAAAUAUCAGGACUUUAUUUGCCAUACAAAAUUCUUUCUGUUGGUGGUGAACCUGUGGGAAUCGUUGGAUACACCUCAAAAGAAACCCCUUCACUCUCAAAUCCAGGAACGAAUUUGGUAUUUGAAGAUGAAAUCACUGCCUUGCAACCUGAAGUUGAUAAGCUAAAAACUCUAAAUGUGAACAAAAUUAUUGCCCUGGGACACUCUGGCUUUGAAAUGGAUAAACUCAUUGCUCAGAAAGUUAAGGGUGUAGACAUCGUGGUAGGAGGACACUCAAAUACAUUUCUUUACACAGGCACUCCACCUUCCAAAGAAGUGCCUGCUGGGAAGUACCCAUUCAUAGUCACCUCUGAUGAUGGGCGGCAAGUUCCUGUGGUCCAAGCCUAUGCCUUCGGCAAAUACCUGGGCUAUCUGAAGGUUGAGUUUGAUGAGAAAGGAAAUGUCAUCACUUCACAUGGAAAUCCCAUUCUUCUAAACAGCAGCAUUCCUGAAGAUCCAAGCAUAAAAGCAGAUAUUAACCAAUGGCGGAUAAAAUUAGAAAAUUAUUCUACCCAGGAAUUGGGAAAAACAAUCGUCUACCUGGAUGGCACCACUCAAUCAUGCCGCUUUAGAGAAUGCAACAUGGGCAACCUGAUUUGUGAUGCUAUGAUUAACAACAACCUUAGACACCCAGACGAUAUGUUCUGGAACCAUGUGUCCAUGUGCAUUUUAAAUGGAGGUGGCAUCCGGUCGCCCAUUGAUGAGCAGAACAAUGGCACAAUUACCUGGGAGAAUCUGGCUGCUGUAUUGCCCUUUGGAGGCACAUUUGACCUGGUCCAACUAAAAGGCUCCACCCUGAAAAAGGCUUUUGAACACAGUGUACAUCGCUAUGGCCAGUCCACUGGAGAGUUCCUGCAGGUGGGCGGAAUCCACGUGGUGUACGAUCUUUCUCGAGAACCUGGAGACAGAGUGGUCCAAUUAGAUGUUCUUUGCACCAAGUGUCGAGUGCCCAGUUACGAGCCUCUCAAAAUGGAUGAAGUAUAUAAAGUGAUCCUCCCAAGCUACUUGGCCAGUGGUGGAGAUGGAUUCCAGAUGAUAAAAAAGGAAUUACUAAAACACGACUCUGGUGACCAAGAUAUCAGCGUGGUUUCUCAAUACAUCUUAAAAAUGAAAGUAAUUUAUCCAGCAGUUGAAGGUCGGAUCAAGUUUUCUGCAGGAAGUCAUUACCAAGGAAGCUUUCCUUUAAUAUUUCUUUCAUUUUUGGCAAUGAUCCUUGUUUUAUACCAAUAGCCAACAAUUCUUCAUACCAUUAAUGUGAAACUGCAUUUUUUCCCAGUAAGAUUCAAAUCUGCCUUUUAGGACCUGGCUUUGUGACUUAGGACACACCAUCCUCAUAGAAAUGCUCUAAGCAAAAAGCUUUGUGCAAGGAAGAAACUGACCUCAUUUCUCAUGGCCUGCAACUUAGUGAGAAGGUACAGAAAAAUUAAAUAAGGCUUUUUGAGAAGAAAGCCAAGUGGAUUAGUUUACAUAUGCAGAGAUUAGCAGAAUUUUAUUAACAACCUAAACUAUGUAAAUAAUUCCUCUCCUACAUAUUCAUUUCUAAUCCAUCAAACAAGUUACAUUUACGUAGAACUUUAUUAUUUACAACAGGGUUUUAGGCACUUUGUUUGAUUUAAUGCUUAUGGUUUUCUUUGAUUGUAAGACAGGUGUUCUGUUAACUUAUUCAAGGCCAGAUAGCUCAGAUCCAAGACCUGGAUCUAGGUCUUUUGACCUCAAGUCCAGCACUCUUUCAACUAUAUUAAGUUGCUGUUCAGAACAAUACUGAAAGGUCUCCUCUUUUCAGAACUAUCAACAACCCAAGAUCAUGGAUGGCAAGUUUCUGCUGUAUUUCUGCUCUAUACAUUUUCCUUUUUGGCUCCUGUUGUAAUAGCAAGUUUAAACACAGGAC
This is a messenger RNA of Castor canadensis (American beaver), 2433 nucleotides long. RefSeq names its product 5'-nucleotidase ecto (gene Nt5e). Gene Ontology annotation, cellular component: plasma membrane. The record is from RefSeq and is a predicted model, not a curated record. Gene Ontology annotation, molecular function: nucleotide binding; metal ion binding; 5'-nucleotidase activity. Lineage: Eukaryota; Metazoa; Chordata; Mammalia; Rodentia; Castoridae. Gene Ontology annotation, biological process: AMP catabolic process.